Protopolystoma xenopodis is the source of this 444-nucleotide messenger RNA. The record is from the annotation of a GenBank genome assembly. NCBI's taxonomy places the organism in Eukaryota, Metazoa, Platyhelminthes, Monogenea, Polystomatidea, Polystomatidae.
AUGACGGCUACAGUUACUAGCCCAUCCGCCUUUACUGAGAAAUGUGAUAUUUUAGACCUUGGCGACUCCAACUACAGCAUCAAGUUUGUACCGAAAGAGAUGGGUGUGCAUACCGUGGCAGUCAGGCAUCGUGGAGCUCAUAUUCCCGGAAGUCCCUUCCAGUUCACCGUCGGUCCGAUAACCGAGGGUGGGGCGCACAAAGUACACGCCUCGGGAGCCGGCCUGCAGCAUGGGCACACCUACUCGACCAAUGAGUUCAGCAUUUACACUCGCGAGGCUGGUGCUGGUGGACUUUCUAUUGCCAUCGAAGGACCGAGCAAAGCCGAGAUAGAUUUUGAGGUAAGUUCACUUGGUAGGAUUCAUUCACAUCGGAGAAUUGGUUUUGGGGCAUCGGGAAAGUCGACAUGUCUAUGCUUCAGCGACUACAACUGUCUGUCAACGUAG